This is a messenger RNA of Budorcas taxicolor (takin), 1590 nucleotides long. It is a transcript of the gene GPATCH2, whose product is annotated as G-patch domain containing 2. The coding region runs from base 1 to 1590 and encodes 529 amino acids. The transcript is spliced from 10 exons. Gene Ontology annotation, molecular function: nucleic acid binding. The record is from RefSeq and is a predicted model, not a curated record. Lineage: Eukaryota; Metazoa; Chordata; Mammalia; Artiodactyla; Bovidae.
AUGUUCGGGGCCGCCGGGCGCCAACCGAUCGGAGCUCCAGCCGCCGGGAACAGCUGGCAUUUCAGUCGAACCAUGGAAGAACUGGUUCAUGACCUUGUCUCAGCCUUGGAGGAGAGCUCAGAGCAAGCUCGAGGUGGAUUUGCUGAAACGGGAGACCAUUCUCGAAGUAUCUCUUGCCCUCUGAAACGCCAGGCCAGGAAGCGGAGGGGGAGAAAACGGAGGUCGUAUAAUGUUCAUCACCCAUGGGAGACCGGUCACUGCUUAAGUGAAGGCUCUGAUUCUAGUUUAGAAGAACCAAGCAAGGAUUAUAGAGAGAACCACAAUAACAAUAAAAAGGAUCACAGUGACUCUGACGACCAAAUGUUAGUGGCAAAGCGCAGGCCGGCAUCCAACUUGAAUAAUAAUGUUCGAGGGAAAAGACCCCUCUGGCAUGAGUCUGAUUUUGCCGUGGACAGCCUUGGGAACAGGACUCUGCGCAGGAGGCGGAAGGUCAAGCGCAUGGCCGUGGACCUCCCGCCGGAGAACCCCAACAAGCGGACAAUGACCCAGCCCCUGGAAGGCUGCAGAGAUCAGGACAUGGACAAUGACAACAGAGCUUACCAAUAUCAAGAGUUUUCCAAGAACAAAGUCAAAAAAAGAAAAUUGAAAAUAGUUAGACAGGGACCAAAAAUCCAAGAUGAAGGAGUAGUUUUAGAAAGUGAGGAAAUAAGCCAGACCAAUAAGGACAAAAUGGAAUAUGAAGAGCAAAAAGUCUCAGAUGAACUCAUGAGUGAAAGUGAUUCCAGCAGUCUCAGCAGCACUGAUGCUGGUUUGUUUACCAAUGAUGAGGGAAGACAAGGUGAUGAUGAGCAGAGCGACUGGUUCUAUGAAAAGGAAUCAGGGGGAGCUUGUGGCAUCACUGGAGUCAUUCCAUGGUGGGAAAAGGAAGAUCCUACUGAUCUAGACAAAAACUUACCCGAUCCCGUCUUUGAAAGUAUCCUAACGGGUUCUUUCCCCCUUAUGUCACAUCCGGGAAGAAGAGGUUUCCAAGCCAGACUGAGUCGCCUUCAUGGAAUGCCUUCCAAGAAUAUUAAAAAAUCGGGAGGGACCCCACCUUCAAUGGUGACAACUCCUGGCCCAGUGAGCAACAAGAGAAUGGUUCACUUUUCUCCAGAUUCUCAUCACCACGACCAUUGGUUUAGCCCUGGGGCUAGGACAGAGCAUGGCCAGCAUCAGCUCCUGAGAGAUAACCGAGCUGAAAGAGGACACAAGAAAAACUGUUCUGUGAAAACAGCCAGCAGGCAAACAAGCAUGCAUUUAGGAUCUCUGUGCACAGGAGAUAUCAAACGGAGAAGAAAAGCCGCACCUUUGCCUGGACCUACAACAGCAGGAUUUGUAGGAGAAAACGCCCAGCCAAUCCUAGAAAACAACAUUGGAAACCGAAUGCUCCAGAAUAUGGGCUGGACACCUGGGACAGGCCUCGGACGAGACGGCAAGGGGAUCGCUGAGCCGAUUCCAGCCCUGCAGAGGCCAAAAGGAUUAGGACUUGGGUUUCCUCUACCAAAAAGCACCCCUGCAACCACUGCCUCCAAUUCAGGAAAAUCCGCCUAA